CUUACGAAAAUGCGCUGAGAUAGAUGGACGUUGCUUUGCAUGAUGGGCUGUUGCACGGAUUUGCUAGUGAGUUUGGAUCUUGCCUUGGAGCAAGUUGUGCGUAGAAUGUAGAUAGCAAUGAAUAGCUUGCUACUGAGUCUGAAAUUUGCAUUAAAUUAGAACUCCCAUUUCUAUUUGAGGCAGAGAUUAUUCUGAUGACCCAAAGGCUCUCUGGCCAUAUGCAGCAUGCAAGAACCGUAAUACAAGCCAGACUCUUGCUUUUGCCAGGCUCAAUAUCUAGCUCAGCCUACAGGUUUCUAUUUCCUUGCACAGAGAGCUGGCCUCUGGCAGCUUUCCAACAAGCUGUGCCCUUCAUCAAGCUCCAGCCUCGACCGGAAUCCAGCUUGGAACAGCACACUCAAGACUUAGGAUAGAUAGGACAGACACAUCUUCGCAGACUGCCUGGAAUCCCGUCGCUGGCCUCCCUUCUCCCCAAUAUCAUAUAGUAUCAUACCAUGUCAUUCUCCAGUAUUCCUCCGCCACACGCACAUCAACUGUCCCCCUUCCCCUCCCUCUCCACAACCGUUAUUCUCGGCACCACAACCCCCAGAGCCUCACGAUCCUUCUCCGUAGCCUCGAACCCUAACCUCUUCUCCGCGUUAUCAGAAAUAUAGAGACCGAUCGUACCCCACGCGAGGAAUGCGAUGCCGACACCGAUUCUCGUCCUCGGUGAGAGGUUGCGGAAACUCCUAUGGAGACGAACAGGCGAGAUCAGCGAUCAUGAAACUGUGGAGGAGGGAGGGAGGGAGGGGCGAUUGACUCACUGUAGCAUGGAGGACAUUGU
Molecule: messenger RNA, 823 nt
Organism: Mollisia scopiformis
Lineage: Eukaryota; Fungi; Ascomycota; Leotiomycetes; Helotiales; Mollisiaceae
Exons: 1
Coding region: 195-413 (72 amino acids)
Source: RefSeq, a predicted model, not a curated record